CAAAUGCGAAUGUGAUCCAGUGCUUUGCUUUUUGCACGAAAAUCACUUCCGGAUAUUUAGAAUGAAACCUUUGAUAACGCUGUUGUUCUUAGUCCUUGUUGCAGUGGCGAUAAACGCCGAGGCCAAGGAGAAGAAAAGCGCAGAAGCAGACGACAAGAAACAAAAGAAACGUGGCCUACUCAGCUUAGGAUACGGGUAUGGUGGAGAUUUUGAUAAUGGCUACCACGUAGGACAAGGUGGAUACGGUCUUGACGGUGGUUACACACUAGGAUUAGGCCAUCUCGACUUAGGACACACUACUUCCAUUGAGAAGACAAUAACUUUGGUUAAAGGAGUACCUGUACCAUACCCAGUAGAGAGACACGUCCCUUACCCAGUUACCAAACACGUACCUUACCCAGUAAAGGUACUAGUACCACAACCAUAUCCAGUAGAGAAACCAGUAGCAUAUCCAGUUAAAGUACAUGUUAAAGUACCAGUACCAGUUCCUCAACCCUACCCCGUUGAAAAAAUUGUCCACGUCCCCGUUAAAGUACCAGUCGACAGACCAUACCCAGUUAAAGUACUUGUUCCACAGCCAUAUCCAGUUGAAAAACACAUCCCAGUACCAGUCAAAGUUCCAGUACCUCAACCCUAUCCAGUAGAAAAACCUGUACCAUACCCAGUUAAAGUACCAGUCCAUGUACCUCAACCUUACCCAGUUAUUAAGCAAGUACCAGUACCAGUUAAAGUACCUGUCGACAGACCAUACCCUGUCCACGUACCACAACCCUACCCAGUACAUGUUAUUAAGAACAUCCCAGUUCCAGUUGAAAAACCAGUACCAUACCCAGUCAAAGUACAUGUCGACAGACCAUACCCUGUUCCAGUAGAAAAACCAUACCCAGUACCAGUUAAAGUACCUUAUCCAGCACCAUACCCAGUAGAACGACCAGUACCAGUACCCGUCGAAAGACCCGUACCAUACGCAGUGAAAAUCCCAGUCGACAGGCCCGUACCUUAUGCUGUUGAGAAACCUGUAGCAGUACCUGUUGAGAGACCAGUACCAUACCCAGUAAAAGUACCAGUCGCAGUACCAGUAGAAACCCACCACGGCUAUAGCCAUGCUGGCUAUGACGAUAUCUACGAUGGUGGAUAUGAGUAUGGCCACAAAUAAGUUUUUGUAGUAGUUCGCACUAUGUGUGUGUACCUUUUUAGAGUACCUAUCAAUCUUGUAAAGCUAUUUAUAUUUUUCCCUUUUAUGUUACCUGUUUCUCAAUAAAAGCUGUUAUAUUUUUUAUAAA
Molecule: messenger RNA, 1283 nt
Organism: Diabrotica balteata
Lineage: Eukaryota; Metazoa; Arthropoda; Insecta; Coleoptera; Chrysomelidae
Source: the annotation of a GenBank genome assembly